Messenger RNA from Mesitornis unicolor (brown roatelo), 535 nucleotides. RefSeq names its product family with sequence similarity 96, member B (gene CIAO2B). Gene Ontology annotation, biological process: iron-sulfur cluster assembly. The record is from RefSeq and is a predicted model, not a curated record. The transcript is spliced from 5 exons. NCBI's taxonomy places the organism in Eukaryota, Metazoa, Chordata, Aves, Mesitornithiformes, Mesitornithidae. Gene Ontology annotation, cellular component: cytosolic [4Fe-4S] assembly targeting complex. The annotation marks the transcript as partial.
CGCUCGGGGGAGCGGCCGGUGACGGCGCGGGAGGAGGACGACGAGCUGCCCGACUCCAUCGAUGAUCGGGAGAUCUUCGAUCUCAUCCGCUCCAUUAACGACCCCGAGCACCCCCUCACCCUGGAGGAGCUGAACGUCGUCGAGCAAGUGCGGGUGAAGGUGAAUGACGCAGAGAGCACGGUGGCCGUGGAGUUCACUCCCACCAUUCCUCACUGCAGCAUGGCGACGUUAAUCGGCCUCUCCAUCAAAGUAAAAUUGAUCAGAUCUCUGCCUGAGAGAUUUAAGCUGGAUGUCCAUAUAACACCAGGAACACAUGCUUCUGAGCAUGCAGUUAAUAAACAGCUUGCUGAUAAAGAACGUGUAGCAGCUGCUUUGGAAAACUCUCACUUACUGGAAGUAGUGAAUCAGUGUUUGUCUGCUCGAUCAUAACUGUCCAAUGAGGAAAUCGUUGGUAUUCUGCUGUGUUAAACUAAUUUUGUAUAUGAAGUGGUGAUGCUAGUGUUACAAUAUCCAUAUGUCUGUGAGCAAAAUAAAA